Molecule: messenger RNA, 1271 nt
Organism: Eruca vesicaria subsp. sativa (arugula)
Lineage: Eukaryota; Viridiplantae; Streptophyta; Magnoliopsida; Brassicales; Brassicaceae
Source: the annotation of a GenBank genome assembly
UGGACCUCCAACCAAACUUCAACAUCAUAAAGCUUCACCACUUUCAAUAAAUCAUCGAUCUUUCAGGUCUUAACAGCUUUACACCUUCAAGAUCUUUGUCUUGAUGUGAUAAUCUUUCGUGUUCCUUUCUUCCCACGCAAAAAAAAGUCUUGAGUUUUUAGGGUUUCACCACAAUUUGUCAACGACAUGGACGAAGAAUCUGCAUCUAAUGGUUCAAUCUUCAGAAACUUCGAAGGAGAAGAGAUGAUGGGAAAAGUAAUCCUCUUCGCAAUCGUCUCACUUUUCACAGCGAUUCUUUUCCUCCUCUUGCUUCAUCUCUACGCUAGGCUCUUCUGGUGGCGUGUAGAACGACAUCUCAACCUAAACCUAACCCAACCCGGCAGUCCUGGCUCCACAGUCAUCGGUCGUAACAACCAACGACGUCGUUUCGUCUUCGCUCAAGGUCAAGAAGAUCCUCCUCGCAACACCGGUCUCGACUCUACGACCCUCCAGUCCAUCCCGAUCCUUGUUUUCAAGUCUUGUGACUUCAAAGACGGGCUAGAAUGCGCCGUUUGUCUCUCUCAUCUCGUUGACGGGGACAAAGCUAGGGUUUUGCCGGGGUGUGACCAUGGGUUCCAUGUUGAUUGCAUCGACAUGUGGUUUCAGUCUCAUUCUACUUGUCCUCUCUGUAGAAACAAGGUUGGUUCUGUGGAAGAGACAAGAUAUCGAGGAAGUGAGGGUUUGUUGUCUCAAAAUCAAAACUUUGAAUCUGGGCAUGCUCAAGAUCAGAGCUAUGUUCUUGGGUUUCCGACAGAACAUCAGAAUUUUCCGACAAAUGUACUAGUUUGGGGAGAUAACAAUCAAGUUAGAGGUGCAAGUCUUGUAGUUACCGAAGAUCUUGGUUCUCAUGAUCAUCAACAUGAAGCUACUAGUACUAAUAAUUGUAACAGAGCACAAGAAGUCACUGCGGUUGUGGUGGAUAUUCCAGUAAGUUCAAGUGAGAACUUAUCGGAGAGAAUCGAAGAAGAUGAAGAAUCAAAGUCGCCGGUGUUCACAAGGUUAAGAUCACUUAAGAAGUUGUUGAGUAGAGAGAAGAAAGGUGUUGCUUGCAUUCCUGGUUCAAGCAGUACCAAUAUCAACAAUGUUUGAAAUAGUAGCUAAUCUUGAGUACAUUCAAGAAUUUAUGUUUUGGUAUGCUUUACGAGAAGUGUGACAUAUAUAGUGUGAUUUAAAUCUACAUCACUAGAGAUGAUGAUUCAAAUAUGGUUGCUAUACAUUGGAGUCAAAUUCUU